GCUAGGAAGGUGCGCGCCGUGACGGAGCGCGCCGCGCGGGACCGCCCUCGCGUUCCUGCUCUUGCCCCGGGCGCUUCCGGCUGGGCACGGUCCGGUGAGAGCGCUGGCUGCGGUUCCCCGGGCUGUCGGUCCGCCCAGUUGGAGCCCGCGGGGAGGCGGUACGGGUGGGGGAAGGCACCGGCCUCUGCGCCCGCACGUCCCUCUCGCGGCCGGGCUGGGCCCUCACGGGUGGGUCAGGGACAAGGCCCGGUUGGGCGGAGAACGACUGGGCGGGCUGCGCCGGAGCCUGGGGCCUGGGUCUCCCGUCGCCUCCAGGGAGCGGGUCGGGCCCCGCGGCGGCGCCGGCACGGGCGGCGCCGGCCCCGCCGGUCCCUGUGGGCGCCUCCGUGGGCGUCUGUGUCCCGAACACUUCCCUAGACUGGGGGUCGAGGGGACCCAAGGGGGCGUCGGAAAGGGGUGCGGCGGCGGGGGUCACGCGGGGUGCUGCUUCCCCGCUUCUCCGCCUGCGGGAGCCGGGCGGGUGCCGGGAUCCGCCUCGGAGAAACGGGGUCACGGACCUUUGUAAGGUGGUGGUGGGCCUGAGGGGUUCCUCCUCCUCGGGAGCGCCCGGGGCUGUGUCUGGCGCCCCGAAGAGCUCGAGGUCCUUAGCUGUGGGGACAGUAAGCGGUGACAUUUCCAUCACUGCAUUUCCACAGUUGCCGCUGAGCCCAAAAUGCGUGUCGAUUCGUUGGUUCGGGUGACUUACUGACCGCCUGCUCGGAGCCAGGCGGCGUGCUGUUCCGAAACACAUCUUAAGCUUGAGUGGAUUGGAAAUAUUUCCUCUCUCUCCGUGCGUGUAUACGUGUGCACUCGCGUGUGUCCGUGCCUGAUACUGAAGUAGAGCGGAGUACGUAGCUUCAUGCACGUCACUGCUGUGAUUAGCUUAUUUGGCAUUCGGAACAGUGUGUUGAAGCUGUAGCACAUGCCGUGAGGCGAUGAGGAGGUUUUUGUUACUCUAUGCUACACAGAAAGGACAGGCGAAGGCCAUAGCGGAAGAAAUAUGUGAAAAAGCAUUCGCACAUGGAUUUUCUGCAGAUCUUCACUGUAUUAGUGAGUCAGAUAAGUAUGAUCUGAAAACUGAAACAGCGCCUCUCGUGGUGGUGGUUUCCACCACGGGCACUGGAGACCCGCCCGACACCGCGCGCAAGUUCGUGAAAGCGAUACAGGACAAGGCCCUGCCGGGAGACUUCCUUGCUCACCUGCGCUACGGAUUACUGGGGCUGGGUGAUUCGGAGUACACGUACUUCUGCAACGGUGGGAAGAUCAUUGACAGGCGACUUCAGGAGCUGGGUGCCAGACAUUUCUAUGACACGGGCCAUGCGGACGACUGCGUGGGUUUAGAACUUGUGGUGGAGCCAUGGGUUGAUGGACUCUGGGCUGCCCUCACGAAGCACUUCACGUCCAGUAGAGGAAAAGCGGAGAGAAUCGGCGCUCUCAGGGUGGCAUUGGAUGCUUCCCAAAGGAUGGAUCCUCUGAAACCAGAAUUACUACACAUUGAAUCACAAGUUGAACUUCUGAGAUUAGGUGAUCCGCGGAGAAGGGAUUCCGAGGCGCGGGGACAGAAUGCAGUGGAUGGAGGUCGGUCAGGUGCCCCAGUGGUGGAGUCGGAGUCCAAGUCCUCGCUCACCCGCUCGGAACCGCCGCUCUCACAGGCGGCCCUGAGCAUCCCUGCCGCGCCGCCCGAGUACCUGCACGUGCGCCUGCAGGAGUGUCCGGGCCAGGAGGAAAGCCAAGCAUCUGUGACUUCAGUGGAUCCAAUUUUUCAAGUUCCAAUUUCAAAGGCAGUUCAACUGACUACAAAUGAUGCCAUAAAAAGCACUCUUCUGGUGGAAUUGGACAUUUCGAAAACAGAUUUUUCCUAUCAGCCUGGAGAUGCCUUCAAUGUGAUCUGUCCCAACAGUGAUUCUGAGGUACAAAACCUUCUCCAAAGACUGCAGCUCACGGACAGAAGAGAACACUGUGUCCACUUGAAAAUUAAGGAAGACACAAAAAAGAAAGGAGCAGCCUUACCCCCGCACGUACCUGACGGACGUUCUCUCCAGUUCAUUCUGACUUGGUGCCUUGAAAUACGAGCAGUUCCUAAAAAGGCGUUGCUACGAGCCCUCGUGGACCACACCAGCAACGGGCGGGAGAAGCGAAGGCUGCAGGAGCUGUGCAGCCGGGAGGGCGCAGCCGAUUACAACCGCUUCGUGCGGGGCGAGCGCGCCGGCCUGCUGGACCUCCUCCUCGCUUUCCCGUCCUGCCGGCCGCCGCUCCGUCUCCUGCUCGAACAUCUUCCUAAGCUCCAGCCCAGACCAUAUUCAUGCGCGAGCUCAAACCUGUCGCACCCAGGGAAGCUUCGCUUCAUUUUCAACAUCGUGGAGUUUCUGUCUCACACCACAAAGGAGGUUCUGCGGAAGGGCGUGUGCACAGGCUGGCUGGCCGCGGUGGUCGCACCAGUUCUUCGUCCAGACAUGCGAGUGUCCCGUGCUGAAGGCGGGAAAGCCCCGACUCCAGAGAUAUCCAUCUCUCCUCGAACAACCAAUUUUUUCCACUUACCGAGUGACUCCUCUGCCCCCAUCAUAAUGGUGGGUCCGGGAACUGGCAUAGCGCCCUUCAUUGGUUUCCUGCAACACAGAGAGAAACUCCAAGAACAACAUCCAGAUGGGCACUUUGGAGCAAUGUGGUUGUUUUUUGGCUGCCGACACAAAGAUAGGGAUUAUUUAUUCAGGGAAGAGCUCAGACGUUUCCACCAGCGUGGAGUCCUAACUCACUUGAAGGUUUCCUUCUCAAGAGAUGCUCCUGUUGGGGAGGAGGACGCCCCGGUGAAGUACGUGCAGGACAACAUCCGGCUUCACAGCGAGCAGGUGGCGAGGCUCCUUCUUCAUGAGCGCGGCUGCAUUUACGUGUGUGGAGAUGCUAAGAAUAUGGCCAAAGACGUCAAUGACACCCUUGUGGAGAUAAUCAGCAAACAGGCUGGAGUUGAAAAGCUAGAAGCACUGAAAAUGUUGGCUACUUUGAAAGAAGAAAAACGGUAUCUUCAGGACAUUUGGUCAUAAAAUAAGAAAAAGGAAGAGUACGAUGCUUUUUUUGGCUGAAAGUAGUAAAAGACUGGCUGAAACAGACUUUCCAUUUUUAAAAUUAAAAAUGAAAAUUUUUGGAGGAGGUAGAGUGGAGCGGCCAUCUUCCCGCGGCAGCAGCCUCCCGAUCGGGUUUUCCCGCAGCGCUGGCUUCAGCCUGGAGGCCGCCUGAGCUGAGGGGCGGCCACCGUGUCCUAGAGAACAUCACAGGUGCCGCCUCCGGGUCACAGGAGGGCGUCUGUCUGCGUGUGAUGAGGCUUCCUGGUGUGGAUAUGGGCACGCGCGCCCACCACAUAGAUGGUUACAGCCUCUCAACUUCUGUUGCCAGUUUUUAAAAUAAGGACAAAAUUAUUUAUUUUUUAAUGAACUCUCCCAUAAAGAACGCCUAUUAAUGUAUUGAAAUGAA
Molecule: messenger RNA, 3504 nt
Organism: Mustela erminea (ermine)
Lineage: Eukaryota; Metazoa; Chordata; Mammalia; Carnivora; Mustelidae
Gene: MTRR
Product: 5-methyltetrahydrofolate-homocysteine methyltransferase reductase
Exons: 16
Coding region: 975-3077 (700 amino acids)
Biological process (GO): homocysteine metabolic process
Cellular component (GO): cytosol
Molecular function (GO): [methionine synthase] reductase (NADPH) activity; flavin adenine dinucleotide binding; FMN binding
Source: RefSeq, a predicted model, not a curated record